Molecule: messenger RNA, 4977 nt
Organism: Pseudoliparis swirei
Lineage: Eukaryota; Metazoa; Chordata; Actinopteri; Perciformes; Liparidae
Product: neprilysin-like
Exons: 23
Coding region: 383-2695 (770 amino acids)
Biological process (GO): amyloid-beta clearance; protein processing
Cellular component (GO): plasma membrane
Molecular function (GO): metalloendopeptidase activity
Source: RefSeq, a predicted model, not a curated record
AGGGCUUCCUCACUAUGAGCCAUUGGCUGUAUAAAUAUGGGAUCUCGCCCCUGUGGAUCACACACUUGACCAAUUGCACGUGCAAGAGUCCGAUGGGUCAUUCGAAUUCCGCGAUCCUCCGUGGGUAGGCAGUUUCAGUGAGGGGCUGUGCGCGCGUGCGUGUUCGUGUGAAUGUGCACUCGUAGAAUGUAAAGCCAAAGAAAGAAGAAGAAGAAAAGAAAAAAAAAGAAGAAGAAGAAGAAGAAGGAGAGGGGGACAAGAGAGAGAGGCGGGAUCGGUUUGCUCCUUGUUCAAUUUCCAGGGUGAAGCAAAAACAAUAAUCUGUAACAGAUCGAUCAGCACUUCGCGCUCGCUUUUUUGAUUUGAUAGAUCAGUGGAUGUGAUGCCCAUAUAUAUCAUCGACAGGAAUUUCCCCGACACAUCUGGUGAGUUGAUACAGCUGGCAGCUGAAGGAGGAGACCCGAGUAUGACAGAGACCAACCGCCCCAAGUCGGCUAAGAAGUCCCGCUGGACCUCCCUGGAGGUCGGCCUCAUUACUAUCGUCUCCUUGCUCUUCAUCAUCAUCGUUGCCCUCAUCAUCCUCUUUACCACACAGAAGACAGAUGAAACCUGCACAUCGUCUGACUGCACGCAGUCAGCUUCUCGCCUCAUUGAGAACAUGGAUGCCAGCGUGGACCCCUGUGACAACUUCUACCAGUACGCCUGUGGGGGCUGGCUGAAGAAGAACAUCAUACCCGAGACCAGCUCUCGAUACAGCACCUUUGACAUCUUACGAGACGAGCUGGAGGUCAUUCUCAAAGGUGUCCUUGAAAAAACAGUGGAGGGUGAAGCCACUGCUCUUACCAAGGCUAAGACCCUCUAUAAGUCCUGCACAAAUGAGAGUUUAAUUGAGCUCAGAGGAGGGGCUCCUUUGCUCGACAUGCUGCCUGAUGUGUUUGAGUGGCCCGUAGCUGUGGACAACUGGGAGGCCGACUAUGGUGAAACAUGGAAGUUGGAGAACGUCAUCGCCAAGUUGAAUGAGAAAUAUGGAACUCAACUCGUGGUUAACUUUUUCGUCGGCACCGAUGACAGAGACUCCAAUUCAUACAUCAUUCAUUUCGACCAGCAGACAAGCCUCGGCCUCUUGUCCAGAGAUUACUACGCCUGCACCGGACCCUUUGCAGAGGCAUGUCGGGCCUAUAAGCAGUUCAUGAUUGACCUGGCAAAGCUGAUCCGCUCAGACCGGAAUUUGAACAUCAAUGAAACCCUCAUCAAUGAAGAGGUCACACGAGUAAUGGACCUGGAGAGGGACAUCGCCAAUGCUACUGAUACUCCAGAGGACCGUAACAACCCAGUUUUGCUUUACAACAAGAUGGAGUUGGGAGAUUUGAACGGCAACUUCUCCCUUGAGGUCGAAUCCCAGGUAUUUAAUUGGAGUUACUUCACACAGAAGAUAAUGGAUACAGUCAACAUCAGCGUUACUGACACGGAGAAGGUCAUCAACUACUCCCCCAACUAUUUCAGAAGACUCAACCUCAUCUUGGCCAGAUACAGCAAGAGGGAUCUGCAGAACUACAUAGUGUGGCGUUUUGCUAUGAACAUGGUGGUGGGCCUGAGCAAAAAUUACAGGGACACCAGGAAAGCCUUCCGCAAGGCUUUGUCUGGUACAACGUCAGAAACAGCAGUGUGGCGACAGUGUGCACUCUACGUCAACAACAACAUGGACAAUGCUGUGGGACGACUGUAUGUGCAGGAGGCCUUCUCUGAAAAGAGCAAAGAACUGAUGGAGGAGAUGAUUCAAGAUAUUCGUGCAGUGUUCAUUAAUAAUCUUCAUGCCCUGACCUGGAUGGAUGCAGAGACCAAGAUAGCAGCUGUGGAGAAGGCCCGAGCUAUUCGGGAACGGAUUGGCUAUUCUGUCAACAUCAAGGAUGACGAGUAUCUUAACAAUGAGUACAAAGAUCUGGGGUACAGUGCAGAGGAGCACUUUGAAAACAUCCUACAGAACCUGGAGUAUGCGCAGAAGAAACGCCUGCGGAAACUCCGAGUCAAAGUCAACAAAGACGAGUGGGUAACUGGAGCUGCUGUUGUCAACGCCUUCUACUCAUCCAGCAAAAACCAAAUAGUUUUCCCUGCAGGUAUCCUCCAGCCGCCUUUCUUCAGCAAAGGCCAGGCUAAAUCUCUCAACUUUGGUGGCAUUGGCAUGGUGAUCGGUCACGAGAUCACACAUGGCUUUGAUGACAAUGGUCGUCACUAUGAUAAGGACGGCGACCUCAAAGACUGGUGGACACCUGCCUCCACUAAUAGGUUCCUGGACCUAUCAAAGUGCAUCGUCAAUCAGUAUAGCAACUUUUCCUGGGACCUGGCCAAUGGACUACAUUUAAAUGGUAACAACACCCUCGGUGAGAACAUUGCUGACAAUGGAGGGAUACGGCAGGCGUAUCAGGCCUAUAAUAACUAUGUGAAGGAACAUGGAGAGGAGCCAUCACUGCCUGGCAUUGACCUCUCCCACAAUCAACUCUUCUUCCUAAACUUUGCUCAGGUGUGGUGUGGAACACAUCGACCGGAGCAAGCUGUGAAUUCCAUUAAAGUAGACGUACACAGUCCAGGGAAAUUCAGAGUUCUGGGCUCCCUUCAGAAUUUCCCAGAAUUUGCCAAAGCAUUCCACUGCAACAAGGGCAGCUCCAUGGUCCCUGACAACAUCUGCCGUGUGUGGUGAUCCUCAGACCUCUGGGAUGGGGACAGUUCUGACGUGGGUUGCCCCGGUCCCACUGUACCUCACCCUUCUGACUGGCGGAGCCCUCGUUGGGGCUACAGGGAAAUGGGAUCUCCCCUUAGGCUCGUUACUGGAUGGAGCAGGGCUGGUGGACUGACACUGCAGUCUGCACUUCCUUCAUGGAAAGCAGUGGACUGUGCCCUCACGGACAGACAGAGCACUGUCUCUCCGACUCUGAUACUGUAGUUCAUUCAAUCAGCCUGAUUAUUCUGCUACUCACUGGAUUGGAUGUGGGGUUUUUUCCUGCGUUUUCAUCUCGUUUUACUCAUCAUUUGUGAGUCUGCCAAAUUGAGUGUGUUUCAGUCAAAAUACUGUAGUUGUCAAGAGAGGGUCGGACAGACAGAUGUGUUAAAAUCCACUGGCAUAAGAAUACACCACCCACCCACUCACACUCAUCUCACAGGGCUGGACCACUGCACUGUAUGUGGGACUGAGCUGUCUGCCUCUCAUAAAACCUCAGCUGGUUUCCGCCUUCAUCUACAUGUUGAUACGCUCUACAAUGCAUCCGAAAUGUACUCUUUGUUAAUAUGUAUAACCAGAUUAGAUAAAUUAUUACAGAUAAUUUGAAAUGGCUGAAUAGACCAGUACAUAUUUAACCCUAACCAUAUAUUAAACAAUACUGUUCUAUAUAUAAUGAUAAUGACUUAACUGCAGUUGAAAGGCAAAUAAACCAAAUUAAAACGUCUACCUUUAGGGUGGUCAUGACUCAUUGAGCUGACAAUCAACACCAAACCCUUUUUAUAUGUUCACUGAGCCCCCUGUGUGUUUCUGGAUGUACAGUAUGUCUCUAUGUGUUUCCCAGUCUGUUGAAGUCAUAAUGAUCGAUCGCUGCCUACUGUUUGUCAAGCAAAUUGGUAUGCCUGACACGACCUGUUGUGUCUGAGACUUUGUUCAAGUGAACACAGAAUAAGAAAGUCUAUCAUUCAAGCAAUAGUUUUACUUUUUUGCAGAGAGUAAGAAGAGAAUAUCGAUACCUCUCAUUUCUUUCCGCUACAGCCAGUAGACGGUUAGACACUCCGUCCAAAGAUGAAACACAUGCCUGUUAGCAUCUCUAAAGCUCACUAAUAACCAUGUUUCAUCUUGUUAAAUUAGUGUAAAAACAAUAACUUGUGGUCUACAGGGCGUUAUGAACCGGACUGUCUCCUGGCUCGGAGCAGUGACCUCUUGACGUCUGCGCCAGCUGCCUGCAAACUGAUGGUGCUAACCAAUCUGGGGACGUUACCCUUUCUUCUAUGCAUAAAAGAUACCAACAUAGCAUUAAUUGGUUAGCUUUUAAAGUGCUGGUAGGCAGAUUUAGACGGAGCCAGGCUAGCUGUCAUUAUUUUAAGCUAACCAUCUACUAGCUGUAACUUUAUAUGUAUGAGAAAGAUAUGAGUUGUAUCAAUAUUCUCAAUUCAUGUGAACAAAGUGAAUGGGUAAUUCACUAAAUGUUGAAGAAAGGUGUCGCGAUAUUUCAGUUUGAUCUUGGUUUAAUCACAUGGAGAGCUUUGAGCAUCUUUUUUGUAGUCAUUUUGAAUCAUUAUUUAAGAUAUUGAAGCAAAAGCCAAUGGACAGAAAAUGAUACGCUUAAGCUUUUAGGGUUCUUUGCUGGAACCUAAUGGAUUUUCCAAUUGUUCAUCUAUUUUUCCAAAUUCAGAAGGUUGUAUCAAGUUAGUAGAUCACAGUUUAUUAUUCAUGGUUUAAUAUGGUUUUAUUUCCAAAGUGUAACUGAGGGCGUUUCUUCACCUUUUUCUUUUGCUUUUCGUGAAUGAUGCGCCGCAAUCAUGAAGACCACUUUUUAGACAGUAUGUAUGUAUAGUUUCCUCGUGUUUUGUUCCUUUCAUUGUAUGUGCAAGCUUUCUGUCCAUGUCAACCCCGCUCACUCCCUGAGGCUUUCUUUCUUUCUGCCUCUCUCUGUCACACUCCACCUGUAGAAUGACAGAUAUACCUCAGUUGCCUGUUUUUAGAUACUUUAUAAUAAUCAUCUUGAGAAGCAUUUCUUUCUUUUUAAAUAAAUAUUUAAAUAACACGCUGCAGGUGAAGAUUUGUCUGUAUAUUGGUGUCCAUAUCUGUCACAUGUAAUCUCUCAAAUUGAUUCCAAAGACAUGUUAGGAAACAUUCCUUCAGUGUCAGACUUUUGCACCGCAUAACAGUGUGAAUGCACAGAAUAUCUUGGUUCUGCUGACAUGACUUGUGUUUUGUCUGGACUUCAGGGACUUUAUAUAAAUAAAUUGUGUAUAAAUGUU